AGCUGUUUUGACAGCUACAUGGCCAACACAGUUGGCACCAGGGCAUCGCGAAAGUGAUGCGGUUGAUAGGAUGCUUGCGUGCCACGAUUCUAGCCGCUUUAGCCACCUUGGCCUCUGCUGGGGUGAAGGGCUUUGGCAUCGUUUUUGAUGUCGAGCCUCCUCAUGGCUCCACGGCGGGCGGCACGGAGCUGCACAUCACGGGCGCUGGCUUCGCAUACGUGACACAGGUGCUUAUUGGCGGAAAAGAAUGUCAAAUUUUCGAGCCGAUGACGAAGGAUGGUGAGUUGACUUGCUAUUCACCAGCCUUGCCACAGCUUCGUGGACGCCGCAGUGGCCACGAAGUGGAAGUGUGGUUUACGUCAGGUCACCGCGCUCAAUGGCGCGGGAAGCUCUUCAGGACUUAUGAGAGAUUCACGCCAUUUAUCAAUUAUGUGCGACAGCAAGCGCUGCCUGUCAUGAACAAUGUGAGCUGGAGUGGCGAUCUCCUGAAGGAACUGGAAUUGAACCAGCAAGAAAUUUUCCUAGACACAGGUGAAAAGCGUAAUGCUACGGAGAUCAUGCAUGCCUACUUGGGCACUGGCAUUGAAGUAUUGGCAGACAAAGGGGGAAGAGAGGAGUUCCGCUGCGACAUCAUCGAGACACCCACGCGUUAUGAUGGAGUGUGCGAAGUGGCUGUGGGAACUCCAGCAGGUUACUACAACUUCACUUAUGUGAUGCAGGAUGGAGAAACUGGGAAUGGCCAUGGGCGAAAUCGUUGGGAUGUUGAUGGCCUUCCUUUGGUGAACCUCGAGGGCCGGGAAUAUGUCUUGGAGGUCUUCCCAACUCUGCAGUCCUUGAAGACCAAGAAGGUGGGGCGUCUUGGUGGCAGCCUGAUCACGCUGGAGGCCAACGCCUUGGAAAUCGGCAAAGGUGACUUCGCCUCGCGCCACGAGGUUCUCAUCGAUGGCGUGCCAUGCGAAGUCAAGGACAUGUUGAAGAGAGGCAACAAUCAGUCCGUCAGCUGUCUGGCGGGGAAGCUCAGCGAACGUUCCCCCGUGUGGCCGAAGCGCCUCCCCUUGGGCAGCUGGGCAACGGCUUGGCUGCGCUCAGAGCGCAUCGGCCCGGGCCCAGGGACUUUUGCCAUAGGGACGCCUUCACGGUCAGUCCAAAGAGCCUGGCAGAUCAGCGACCGAAUGGAGUUACUUCAUGAGAAGGUCCAGUGCAAUGGAGCUCGCUUUGGAUUAGGGACCACGCAUAGCCUUCAGGAGUGCGCGGACAACUGCUUCUGGAUGAACUGUCGAGUUUUUGACUUCAAGCGAGAGGUGGGCUGGUGCACUUGGUGUUUAGACCUGAACGACGAUCAGACGGACGUGCUGUCCACCACUUCGUCGCGCCGGCGGAAUUUUAAGACUGCAUCAGUGGGAGGAGUCUAUCGCUUAGCCACGACGAUGGAGAAGUACUUGAUUGACGAAGUGAAGCAAGGCCCCAAUUGGAAGAUCCUUUAUGCGAAUGGCUUGAGAUGUAAAGGUAGUGUUCACUAUGCCACGGCAACUUUGACUUCGGGACGCUUGACAGGUGCUAGCGUGCAGCAGUGCGCAGAUUACUGCUCUGCCCACCGGGCCAGUGUCAUGGCGAACUCCAUUGUGUGUGGCAGUGUGACGAGCUCACGAAAUCAGCAUGAAGCAAAGUUGAGGUUGUGGAAUCCCCCCACUCCAACCGACGAUGCAUAUGACAAAUCAAGAAAGUGAGUGAGAAGCAGGGCUCCUUUUGCAUGAUGCCGAUGAGUCAUCCCAACAAGAGGAUUUGGUCAUCCAAAAUACCGUUUCCUUCGGAUGGUGCCUUUCGCGUCAGAUCCCGAAGUGUCCGAUCGCACCCUCUGAGACACUCCUGGGGGUCAGUGCAAAUACUUUGGCCUCCUCUUCGAAGCCUCGUGGAAGUAUGAAAUGCGCUGUGCCACUUGGCGAAGUGCGGCCGCUUUUGAGUCGCGACCUGCGCUUUUGUCCGACUUCUUGGUGUAAUUCCGGCCACCGAAAAGGAGUAUAGAAUUCUUGGCAGGUCGCAUGUGCACUCCAACAAUGGCACCUGAAACAUCCUGAAACUAUUUGUAGCCCUUAAGGUUUUCUUCAACGACAACAGCGGUUAUGGCGACGAUGGUGCAGAGUCGGGUGGCCGAUCAUGAAGCUUGGACAGCAAGUGACACUUCACCUAAAUAGGUGGCUGCUUCGCCCAUUGGCCAAGCAACAUUAAGAAAAAAGAAAGAAGAAGAAGAAGAAGAAGAAGAAGAAGAAGAAGAAGGCAGAGCAAGAAGAAGACAAGCAAGCAGAAAAAAGAAGCAGAAAGAAGAAAGGAGCAGGAACAAGAAGAAGAAGCAAAAUGAAGAACCUCCAGCAAGAUAAGCUUAUCUAAACGAAGUAUUGUGCAAAGUUAAAGUUCCUUCUGGAGCACUUUGGCACCAAACUAGAAGUUUUGCAGCGACGCCAGCCUGUGUCGGCGAGCCCUAAACCCAAAACCCUUGAAGAUCUGUGCGUGUGUGUGUUUGUGCGCAUGUGUGUUUGGCGGGUCUUUGCUUGUGGCCCGGGAAAGAAGUAAGUAUUAGGCUCCAAAGAUUACUUAUUUCGAUUUUUGCACUUUUGUGUGUGUGUAUUUUUUUUGAGGUUGUGUGAUGCAUUCCGAC
This is a messenger RNA of Durusdinium trenchii, 2653 nucleotides long. The record is from the annotation of a GenBank genome assembly. NCBI's taxonomy places the organism in Eukaryota, Dinophyceae, Suessiales, Symbiodiniaceae.